AUGAACAGAAUUGGAAGGUCUCAACGUCAACUUGGGAAAAGUAUAGUUGCUGAGAGCAAAGAAUACAACAGCAUGGUCUGUUCUCUCAAAUGCCAUAAUAGCAUUGAACUCUGCAAUUCUUUCCAUUUUGACAAAGAAUCCAACAGCUGUGUAUUGGCAAAUAUAAAGUUCAUGGAGGAUAUACAAGAGGAAGAAUCAAUGCUUGUGUUCCUAAAAGCAGAUGCUUGCCUUGGAUAUGAACCAGAUAAAAAUGAGACAGUGUUUCUUAUUGGACAGGGAAUAAACACUGCACAAUCUUACCCAUUUGAGUUCCCUCUGCCAGUGCCAACCGAAUUAGGUUCUUUCACACGAGGAGGUGUUGCAUUGCUGAAUGGAAUUAUUUACAUAUAUAACCCUAGCACUGUUCAAUGCUUCUCAAAUGUUGGGGGUAACUGGGAAUUACUGACAAAAUGUGUAAAUCAACGAAGAUAUCAUGCAAGUAUGACAACUGUUGGAGAUUAUAUUAUGAUUAUGGGUGGGGUUUGGAAUGGAAAUAAGUUCAAUACUAUCGAACGGUUUGACGGUGAUACUUGGACUACCCUGGCCAAUAAUCUGACUUACGGAAGAUAUUCACAUUGUAGUGUAGCAAUAAGCUCCACUGAAGUUUUGGUGAUUGGAGGUUACAAUACAUCUUAUAUAUCAGCAAUGGAAAAGUAUGACAUAAAUGGAAAUCAAAUCGAGACCCUUCCAAGCAUGGAGUUAGCUAUGUCAAAUUCUGGGUGUGCUGUUUACAAUAAUGAAGUCUAUGUUAGCGGUGGAAUAUAUCUAAGUGGUUUGUCUAGUGUAGAGGUGUACAAUAUACUAGCUAAACAAUGGAGAAAAGCUAAUAAUAUGAAAAGGGUGCGAUGGGGUCAUGAUAUGCAUGUGUUUAAUGGUAAACUCAAGGUAUUCGGCGGAGGAAAUUCUGAGGCUUCUCAAAUAUCAAUGGAGGAAUUUGAUGGAAUCAACUGGAUAGAAGAUAAUACUAAUCUCAGUAAACGUUUUCAUUACGGUAGAUCUGUUGUAGUUCCAUCAAACUAA
Messenger RNA from Eurytemora carolleeae, 1059 nucleotides. Its product is annotated as kelch-like protein 12. Lineage: Eukaryota; Metazoa; Arthropoda; Copepoda; Calanoida; Temoridae. Bases 1 to 1059 code for a protein of 352 amino acids. Gene Ontology annotation, molecular function: protein binding. The transcript has a single exon. The record is from RefSeq and is a predicted model, not a curated record.